GACUACAUUUUUGUACUGGAAAAAUGUAAAUAUUUGAGCAUCUGGAGAAACGGAUUCCGCGUCUUCAAGUUGAGCAGACUGACCUUGAAAUAUCCUUUUGGCGGCUCUGGUCGCCCGUAUAUCCGUUUUGCCGCCGAUUCAGCAAUGGCACUGGAAAAGAUGGAUGUUGAUUUUUCAGCCACGGUUGAUGAAAAAAUUCCAGUUUUCAAAGAACUAGCUUCGGCUGGAAAAAUAGAUGAGGCACUUGAAAAGUGUUCCGCUCUUGAGAAGCAAACGCGAACCGCAUCUGAUGCUAUUUCGACGGGUCGUUUGCUUACUUGCAUAGUAGAAAUUCUUGGGGACGCAAACCAAUGGGACAAAUUAAACGAGAACCUUGUAUUGAUGUCAAAGAAGAGGAAUCAGCUAAAACAAGCUGUCACUAAAAUGGUCCAGGCGGCAAUGGGUUAUCUAGAUAAAACACCCAACGAACCAGUUAAAUUGGGAUUAAUUAGCACAUUGCGAACGGUCACAGAAGGAAAGAUCUACGUCGAAGUUGAACGGGCAAGGCUCACACGGCUACUUGCUGACAUCAAGGAAUCCAAAGGAGCUAUUGACGAAGCUGCAGAUAUAUUGCAAGAAAUCCAGGUCGAGACUUUCGGUUCCAUGGAGAAACGCGAAAAAGUUGAAUUCAUUCUGGAACAAAUGCGACUCUGUCUGGCCAAAAAAGAUUUCAUUAGAACUCAAAUAUUGAGCAGGAAAAUUUCUCCGAAAUUUUUCCAGGAGGAAGGAACAGAAGAUCUAAAACUGAAGUUUUAUAGACAAAUGGUUAUGGUGGAUCUACAGACUGACUCAUAUUUAUCAAUAAGCAAACACUACUGGGAAAUGUACAACACAAAAACGGUCAAAGGAGACGAUUCCGAAAAGCUGAAGGCUUUGCGCAAUCUUGUUGUGUAUCUUAUCCUCUCCCCAUAUGACAACGAGCAGCAUGAUUUAAUGCACCGCUGGAUGAAAUUGCGUGACCUAGAGGCCCUUCCUGAAUAUGUGUGUAUGCUGAAAGCCUUUACCACCCAAGAACUCAUGCAAUGGGACGAUUUUUGUGAAAAGCACGAAGCAACUUUGCGAAACGAGACAGAGGCAUUUUCUACUUUGAAUGGGUCAAAAGGUCCCGAGCACGCUCUUAAGGAUCUCCAGGCUCGUGUCACUGAGCACAAUAUUCGCGUUAUUUCUGCUUACUACACGCAAAUAAGGCUUGUUCGUCUCGCUGAAUUGCUAAAUCUCAACGUUGACGUAAGCCCUUCUUGUGUUACUGUGCUAUUUUCUACAAUUUAUGAUGUCUGA
Molecule: messenger RNA, 1317 nt
Organism: Dibothriocephalus latus
Lineage: Eukaryota; Metazoa; Platyhelminthes; Cestoda; Diphyllobothriidea; Diphyllobothriidae
Source: the annotation of a GenBank genome assembly